ACAGUCCCUUAGGUUAUUUUUUAACCCAGUAACAUGUGAUCCAAACCAACGAGCAUUUUUCACUUUCUAAACUCUGGUUUUCUUUCAACUUUCCAAUUCAGUAGAUGAUUAUUUUCAUAUUAUAGUGUUUCUUUCCUCAUGUCAAAACUUAAAAUGUGAAAUAAAUUGAUUGAGAUGAAUCAGUGGACAAAUGGGUUACUACGCGUCUUUACAUAACUCAAAUUUUCCUCUAAUUUUCAGCUGUUUGUUGUUCACUAAUAUUAAGUUAUCGCUGGUGAAUUGAUCAUCUGAUAUUACAGAGAUCACUCUGUAUCAAUCUGGUUGACAACUAGAUCUAUUAAGUUCAAUUGUUAUCUUGGAGCUGAACAGCAACAGGAAUGGAAAACAACACUUUAGCUUGAAACUGCUUUCUCUACUUUCUUCAUUAUCUGCUUGCUCUUCAAUAUUUUUAUCAGCUUUCUGUCUCCUCCAGUUAUGCUCAACUUGUGAACCAUUUGGAUUGUAACGUCAUUAUAAACAACAUAGGUUACUUUGUGCUGUUUUUUAUCAACCGAAAUGGCUAAAAAUAUUUGUGUUAUUGGAAGUGGUGCAUCUGGUUUAACUGCAAUUAAGACUUGCUUGGAAGAAGGUUUCGAUGUAACUUGUUAUGAGCAAUCAAAUUUUAUUGGCGGCCUGUGGAAAUAUCGGGACCAGGAUGAAGAUGGAUUGGCCUCAGUGGCUCGAACUACAAUCAUUAAUUCAUCUAAAGAAAUGUCUGCCUACUCUGAUUUUCCCCCUCCACCUGAAUUUGCCAAUUACAUGCACAACACAGCUAUGCACGCAUACUUUGAAUUAUAUGCUGAUCAUUUCAAACUCAAACCACACGUGCAAUUCAGACACAAAGUGAUUCAAGUGACCAAAGCAGAUGACUUUGAAAAAACUGGCCGUUGGAAAGUUACUGCUCUUGAUUUAGAUACAAACAACGAAGUGAUAUCAACAUUUGAUGGUGUAAUGGUCUGUACUGGUCACCAUGUUAAACCAUUGAUUCCAAAAUUCAAAGGACAAGAAAAAUUUAAAGGUAAAAUUGUACAUACUCACUCGUAUAAAAAGCCACAGCCUUUCGAAAAUGAACGGGUUGUAGUUGUUGGUAUUGGUAACUCAGGAGGUGAUGCCGCUGUUGAAUUGUCCAUGUUUGCCAAAAAGGUUUAUUUGGCCAUACGAAGAGGAUCAUGGAUUUUAUGGAGAGUCGGGACGCAAGGACAACCAAUGGACUCUGAACUAAUCCGUCGUUUUUACGCUCAAGUAGUCAAUAUCGUUGGAUUCAGAGUAGCAUCUAAAAUUCUUCAGUUUUUUGCUAAUCUUCGAUUUGAUCACAAAGCUUAUCGUAUUCAACCAAGUCAUGAUGCUUUUUGUCAACAUCCCACUGUCAAUGAUACUUUGGCUAAUCGUGUAAUAUCUGGUACUGUUGUGCUUAAAAAUAAUAUAAAAGAGUUUACAGAAACUGGAGUUAUAUUCGAAGAGACUGAAGACGAAAUUGAAAUUGAUUCUGUCAUUUUGGCCACUGGUUAUGAGAUAUCUUUCCCAUUCCUGGAUAAAUCAUUGCUUUGGUCAUCUAAUGAAAAGAUUGAACUUUACAAAACAGUUUUCCCACCUAAAACCUCUCAUCCACACACAUUGGCCAUCAUUGGUUUAAUACAACCAUUUGGACCUUUGGUACCAAUCAGUGAAAUGCAAUGUCGCUGGUUUACACAGUUGAUGUCAGGAAAGCGUAAGUUACCUUCAUUGAAAGUGAUGAUGGAAGAUGUUAUGAAGAAACGAGCUGAACACGAUUCCCGUUUUUAUUCAAGUCCACGUCACCAAAUUCAAGUGGACUUUGAUAGAAUUAUGGAUGAAUUAGGUGAACAAUUCGGAGCAAAGCCCAAUUUAACAAAAUUGUUCUUCUCUGACCCAGUUCUUUGGUAUCAUGUCUACUUCGGACCUUUACUACCUUAUCAUUACCGUAUUAAUGGACCUCAUGCAUGGUCAGGAGCAAGGAAAGCAAUUAUGACAGUGGAUGAACGUAUUCAAGCUCCUUUACAGACACGAAAAUUGAUUAAUGUAUCAACUAAAUCAAAUGACAAUUUGGGAAUGGCUAGCUUUAUUAUACCUAUUUUUGCUAUAUUAAUCUGUCUAAUCAAGUUCUGGUUUCCAUAAUUCACAAUCAAAAUAUAGCAUUUGAUUUUAUGUUAAUUGUUGUUCUUUGUUAUUAUUUGGAGAGAUUCUUUUAUUGAAAAUGUUUAUACCAUUCUUUCAA
Molecule: messenger RNA, 2272 nt
Organism: Tetranychus urticae (two-spotted spider mite)
Lineage: Eukaryota; Metazoa; Arthropoda; Arachnida; Trombidiformes; Tetranychidae
Source: RefSeq, a predicted model, not a curated record